Branchiostoma floridae (Florida lancelet) is the source of this 3349-nucleotide messenger RNA. Its product is annotated as cathepsin L-like. The record is from RefSeq and is a predicted model, not a curated record. Gene Ontology annotation, molecular function: cysteine-type endopeptidase activity. Bases 178 to 1176 code for a protein of 332 amino acids. The transcript is spliced from 11 exons. Lineage: Eukaryota; Metazoa; Chordata; Leptocardii; Amphioxiformes; Branchiostomatidae. Gene Ontology annotation, cellular component: lysosome.
UGACCUAAUAGUUGUAUAAUAGGGUCGUGUGUCACCAGUUGUUUACGAAAGAGUUGUGCCAGGUACACACUUCCUCAAACAGAAUUCCUUCUCCAAUACGGGUUUCUGUCGCGGCUUGUCGUUUGUUACGAAAAUUUACAGCUUUGUUAGGAAACUAAAAGGUUUUAAGGGACAAAAAUGCAUCCGGCCGUGGCGUUUCUGGCGCUGAUCGUGUUCAGCGCGAUGGAGUGGAGAGUUACAGCAAAGAUCGGCUUGACUGCUCAGUCCCCACACCUGGCACUAUUUGAAGAGUUUGCUGUGCGGUACAACAAGCAGUACAACAAUACUGAAGAGUACCUGAAGAGGUACUAUGUGUUCCAAGACAACUUGAAGAAGGCAGAAACUCUGCAGGACUCAGAGCGAGGCACAGCCAAGUAUGGAGUAACUAAGUUCAUGGACCUAACAGAGGAUGAGUUCAGGAGGUACUACUUGACACCUGUGUGGAAAGCCCCAGCCAAGCCUCUCCCACCUGCCACCAUCCCUAAGAAGGAUGCUCCAACAGCGUUUGAUUGGCGGGAUCACGGUGCUGUCACUGAGGUCAAAGAUCAGGGCCAAUGUGGUUCCUGCUGGGCCUUCUCUACUACAGGGAAUAUUGAAGGCCAGUGGGCCAUCAAGAAGGGAAACCUUCCUGAUCUCUCAGAGCAACAGUUGGUGGACUGUGACAAAGUAGAUGAUGGUUGCGAGGGCGGGCUUCCCUCACAAGCAUAUGAUGCAAUCAUCAAGAUGGGUGGUCUGGAGUCUGAGAAGGCAUACCCCUAUGAGGCCAAGGAUGAGCAGUGCCACAUGGAUUACUCCAAGGUCCAGGUCUACAUCAACAGCUCUGUCAACAUUUCCAAGGAUGAGAAUGACAUGGCAUCUUGGCUAGCAGAGAAUGGCCCCAUCUCCAUUGGAAUCAAUGCAUUCCCCAUGCAGUUUUACAUGGGAGGGAUUUCCCACCCCUGGAGGAUCUUCUGCAACCCUGAGGAGUUGGACCACGGUGUGCUGAUCGUGGGAUAUGGAACCAAGGAUGAAACGCCCUACUGGAUCAUAAAGAACAGUUGGGGCAAGAACUGGGGAGAGGAGGGUUACUACCUUGUGUACCGAGGGGGCGGAGUGUGUGGGCUCAACACCAUGUGCACAUCCUCCGUCGUCCUGUAACACCACUGUCAUCAUCACAACCAACAUCAGGUCAACAAUGUAUCCAGUUCCUUGAUCUGUCUCACCCUGCUGAUCUUCAGUGCUACUUUAGAGAAUGGUUUACUUUAGUGGCUGUGAAGACAAAGCAGGGAGAAAGAUGAGAGAUAGUCAUACUACUCUUAGAAGGGCCUAUAUGAUGUGUUGUAGAGGAAAUAUGCCCUUAAGUUUGUUUUGUUGUGAAACUGAUACAGUAGAAGAAGAGUAUUAAGUUCACAUGAGUAGUUUUUUUAAGAUUCUGCGAUGGAAGUAUGAGCUUGUGGUGAUAGCAAUUGAUUUAGUCUUAGAUUUUGAUCUACUUUUUCAAUAUUGAAUUUUAGAACUUUGACAGAGAGUUUUUGUACAAUUGGUGUGUAACACAUUGAUAUCAAAAUUUGAAAAAAAAUGAGUGGAUAAACAAAAUUAUUGAAGGAUGGUUCCAUAGUGUCCUGUUUGGCAGGGAUCCUUUGUUGGAAAAAACUAUGCAUGAAAUCAGUGAGAGCAAGGUGAGAGAAAAUAUUUUCUAGGCCCAUGUUCCCCAUUGCUGUCCAAGUCUCAGGGGAGAAUUUGUCUGACUCAAGCUAAACUGUGCAGAAUGGCUGCAUCCUUCUCAGGGGAGUUGGCUGUCAAAUCAGUCAUACAGCAAACUACCGUUAGACCAAUCCUAACCACAGUCAGCAGUGGCAGCACCACACUUUUCAGUACCAGGGACAGUUUUGUAUGAUGUAUUGCCUCGAUUUUGAAUAUUGAUAAUUACGUAGUACAGAAUCUGUUCUCCGGAUUGAUUUACCUGAAGUAAUUGGUGGAAAGACACAUAAUGUAAUCAAGAGUUGCAAGAUGUUUUUGGUAAUUUUUAUUCUUUAAUGGGUUUAUGGGAUAUCAACUUUGGAUCAUAAUUUUUAGGGUCUUAUUGAGACUUUUUACUGAGAAAUUCUUUGCAUUAGCAUGCUGAAUUAUGUGGAGACUAAUUAUGCCAGACACUUGGCCUUUAUGAUAUUCUAUAAGCUCAUGUUUGUAACCCCAUCUAUAUUGUUAAGUCUUUAAAGUGCACUUUUACGCUAUGAGCUAGCUUUUCAUCUCUAGGCUGACCUGACAUCCAUUAGUUGGCUCACCAUGUGCAGGGUGUCAUUGUGAAAGUGGAAUCUAAUGGAAUGCUAGCUUCUGAUGGCAGAUUGCAUUUCCUUUGAUGAAAAGGAAGUCACAGUCUCCUUCAAAGCUUGCCUUUAUUGUGGAGAAAGCUAGAACAUUUGCUGCCACAGUGUCUACAGUCCAUGGUAGAAGGAUGUGUGAGGUUUUUUGUUAAAGCCUCAGAGUCUCAUUUUUUCAUCUUGCCAAGGACAAAUCUUAAUGGGGUUCCAAAUUGGCUAAUAUCUCCAUCGUCACAUGCGCAAAUUAACUUGAUUACCUGGCGGCAGGAUUCCAGAAACAGAAGUAUGAAUGUAAUCCAGAAACGUUGCUGGAAUGGAAAUUUUGGUGACACAAGCACUCAAAGGAGCUGAGAUAGAAACCAUUUAUAAAAUAUUACGGGUGACUUUUAGACGGCUUGCACUAAUUUUCUUUGGUGGGCGCACUUUCACAGAAGAGGAUACAUUUUUUUCUUGCUUGAAAAUAUCCAGAUCCAAACAAUAGAUGUUCAUCCACAAAAUGAUUAUUGUAUACGUUUUGAUCUUAACAUUGCAUUAAUAUGUUUUGUUGUUGUUGUUGUUGUUUGUGUUGUUGCCUAAUUUUUAGGGCUACAUUUAUGAACUUUAAUGAGGGCAGUCAAGAAAUUUGAACAUCUUAAUAAAAAAUCGUUUUGGACAUAUUUUACCCUAAGGUAUGUAGAAAUACAUUGUAGAUAUGUUAGGAAGUGCAGGUACAUUUUCUACAUGUACACAACACAAUGGCUCAAGAUGAAUACUGACAUGUAUGUAUGUAUAGUAGAAGCCAGCAUAUACAAAAUGUAGGACUGGUUGAAAUUUGAAAAAAUAACUUUUGUUAAUGAUGUAAUUUUCUUGGAUCCUUCAGAUGAUUCAUAGUUGAUACACACAAAUGCAUCACACAUCUUUUUCUGGAUUAGGAUUUAAAUGCUAUGAAAAUGAGAUUGUAUUCUACUCUGUAGGUAAUAAAGGCUGUAGAAUGUAUGUACAACUGUACAUAUGACUAUGUUGUGUAUUCA